ACACAGGUGAGUUCAAUUAAAGGUUGAUCAAGCCCUGCCGCCGUUUGACACCAGAGAAGUCAGCAGGACACAUGAGUUUCACGUGUCUAAACGCCGAAAAUAUUUCAAAAUGAGUGAUAAAGAACACCAACAAAAUUCACAGGAGUCUGACAAGCCAACCCAGCCUGAGUGGCCUGAAAAUGGAGGGAAGUGGAGUGACACAGAGGAAGACCCAAACAUGGACUGUCAGCUCCAAGCCAUGGCUGAAGAGGAUGAGGAGAUCAACAUCUAUAAUGAUGAAACAUUUGGGAUGGAAAUGGACACACCAGAUGCAGAAGAUGCCAGUCUCCUUCAGUUUGCUCCUCCACCACCAGCACCUCCUUCUUUGGACAAUAAAGUUCCACCUCUGCCCUGCUCCCCAUCCCCCCCAAUAAGACAGGUGUCCCGAACCCCUCCGGGACGAUGCAACAGAGGCAGGGGUCUACAAGGCACGUUGGGCAGGGGGCAGAUGUUUGAAGACCCUGCUGUGAUGAGGAUGGUAGAGGGAAGGCCUAGUAUCAAGACUUUGGACAGUGCUAUUGUGGACUGUGGAAGUACAUUAUACCGAAAACCCUUUGAAGAAAAUUGGAUGGGUCCAACCCACAAGAAGACACAGAAAACAUCACAGUCAAUACUUGAGGACAGUGCAAUAGUUUGUGUGAUUAAUGGUCACAGAGGCAGGGGUCAAAAUCUGAACUGUGACUUUAUAGACCUGCCUCCUCCGGUCCCAUUCUUCAGGGGCAGGAGAGGAGAGCCCAGAGGGUCCUUCGCAAGGAGACAAUUCAGCCAAAGAGAACCAUCUCAGAUUCCUCCACCCAUGUUACCGGGAUCACCCAUAUUCCCACGCCAGCCUCUGACCCCAAGACAACAUUUCAAUCAGACAAAUCGUUUUAUAUUUCCUUCAAACCGUCCAUGUCCCUCUACUCCAAAGAUGAUGCAGCUUCGCUUUGGAGCAAAUUCACCAAGACCCUCACCAUUUUACAGCCCAUCAUCUAACCCAGUGCAGCGGUUCAGGUACCCUGAUCCUGUGACCCAGCUUCAUCCUCACCAUAAACGGCAGUUGGUUCAAAAGCAGCGCAUGUUCCAGAGAAAAUCAGAAGGCUGGGACCCUUGGUGUAACUUAAUGACGGCAAAAGAAAAGGAGUGGAUCACUCGACUACAGAUGAUACAGCUGCAGAGUGAGAAUCCCUAUCUGGAGGAUUACUAUUAUCAAGAAUAUUAUCGGCGCCUGGAAGCCAAGCUUGCAGAGGAGGAGCUGGGGAUCAGGGGGAAAAAGGAGCCCCCCAAACUCACCACUCCUUACAUCACCAAGACUGAUGCGUAUACACCAGUGGUGCAUAUUGAAGGCUCUUUGGGUCAAGUGGCUGUAUCCACGUGUUACUCUCCUCGGCGGGCCAUUAGUGCAGUACACGCUCAACCAGCAUAUGGUCAACAUGAGGAACACAAAGACACCAGGCAACAGCGGCUUGAACUCCUUAGUAAAAUAGAAAAGUUGUUCAUCGUGCUGCUGGAGGUGGAAGAGACGGAGAGGACAAAGACCAAGGUCCUGUCUGACACUGAAGAGAGACGAUUGAUGGAGAAGACUCAGAGGAAAGUGGAUCACAUAUGGUUUCAGAUGCAGCACCAUGACCCGCUAAAUUCAACAGGGGAAUUUCUACCUUUCCUACUCCUUUCAAAGGGAAAGAAGCUAAUAGCUCGCCUUUUACCGUUCCUGAAGCGUGAUUUGUCAUUAAAAAUCCUGCGGAUUGUGACUUGUAACCUGCCUACUCUAAUGAACAGAGACUCUGAAGAGUCUCUCCCAGUGCUCUACCCUCCUUUUCGAAAUGUGAUCGGAGGCCUGACCUUCAGUCAGUUGAUCGGGAUCCUCAGAGAUCUGACAUCUUCAGAGGCUAUGUCUGCAUAUGAGUGUCUCGCUCUGACCUGUCAGAACAAGUUUGGUUUGUCCUUGCUGUAUGCACUACUGUCACAAGGAGAAAAGUUGCUGUCCUCAGGUGUUCCUCUUGAGCCUAGUAUUGGUGACUUUGAGGCCUGGACUGAUACAAUUUACCAGGUGGCUGGUCAGCUCUCCCAGUGUUCUUUGGUUGAGCCUCUGCUCCUGCCUUCAAACUUGCUCACACUCUUUUGCCGUUACCUGGACAAGCGCACAGUGUACCAGCUCAAAAGCAACAUGGAGUCUGCGACAGGAUGUCUAGCUCUUCCGUCUUAAGGUGAACAAUAAAAUGUGCUUCCCCUGGUUAUGGUGAGGACUGUUGAGCAGAGCAUCAUCAUUAUGUUAAUGUUAACAUUGUCUGUAAAAAGCUCUAAUGCAUAUUAACUUAAUCUUACUGACUUUUUUUCCACUUUGAGUUGUCCCCCAUUCCUUAACCCUUCACUUUUUGAUCACUUUAACUGUUUCCAUUUUAUUUUCUUAUACUUUGUUUUACCUUCCUCUCUUGCGUCUCCAGUAGGUUACCUACCGCAAAUGUGAUUCCUUGAAAAACAGUAGUCAGGCAGCACAAGGUGCAAAUUUGCUAGUACUGCACUACCAUUGUAAAUUAACUAAACAUUUAUGUAAAUACCACUCGCAUUUAGAUUACAAUUUGAAGGUUCUGCUUAUUGAUAAACAGUAGCUUGGCUUUUGGUGACCAGAUUGAGGAUUGUUUUGUAACAUGAUUGUACAGCUGUAUCUAUUUGUUCAUUAUGAGGACCGCACAUAACGGCUAUGAAGUUUUGGGUUUUUGUAAAAGGAUAAUGUGUACAUUUUGUAAUACUAAAUGUGUAUUUUGAAAUCUUAAAUGUUUAAGUUGUAAAGAUUUUUAUUUAAUUUGGAAACAGCUUAUUUAAAUUGCACAAUUGUAGAUCACUUGCAAUAUAAAUAAAAGUCUUUAAAUACUCUGAAGCAAA
This is a messenger RNA of Periophthalmus magnuspinnatus, 2901 nucleotides long. RefSeq names its product PAT1 homolog 2 (gene patl2). The transcript has 19 exons. Gene Ontology annotation, molecular function: RNA binding. Bases 110 to 2224 code for a protein of 704 amino acids. The record is from RefSeq and is a predicted model, not a curated record. Gene Ontology annotation, biological process: deadenylation-dependent decapping of nuclear-transcribed mRNA; P-body assembly. NCBI's taxonomy places the organism in Eukaryota, Metazoa, Chordata, Actinopteri, Gobiiformes, Gobiidae. Gene Ontology annotation, cellular component: P-body.